Messenger RNA from Aspergillus candidus, 614 nucleotides. RefSeq lists its product as uncharacterized. The record is from RefSeq and is a predicted model, not a curated record. The transcript is spliced from 3 exons. Lineage: Eukaryota; Fungi; Ascomycota; Eurotiomycetes; Eurotiales; Aspergillaceae. The coding region runs from base 211 to 534 and encodes 107 amino acids.
UGAGCUGUCUAAACUCGUGGAUCUUCUCUUUGUUUCUUUCCAGUGCUGAAAGCAUCCAAGAGCCGCAUCGUGGAGCACCUCACGUGUAGACCAUUCAGCCAAAGAAUAUAAAUACCCCGUUCAUCAAGCUCGAUCUGCUCCAAUGUUCAGUCCAGCCCACAUUGCACUUACCGCAUCGUCCGAGCUCGAACAAUACCCACCAUAAUCACAAUGAAGAUCGCCACCAUCACCGUGUUUGCGGCGGCUGCUAUGGCAGCUGCUCUUCCCUCGCAGAAACGCGAUGCAGGCGAGUGCCUAGAGAUUUCGAAGCGACUUGACCAGUUCAUUCACUCCACUAGCGACUCAUCGCAAGGACAGGGCGGUGCAUCCGCGGAUGUGACCCGGGUGGUUCUGCGGGAUCUCCAGGAAGCCGCUGCCCGAGUUCAUUCAAACUGUGCCAAGCUUGCGGAAAUUGAUAGGGAUGCCGCGGAAACAUUUCGACAGUCAGAGAGUGAUAGUUCUCGGGCCUUGGAUGAAGUGAAUAAGUCUGGAUAGGAGGAUGGAUAGACGUGAACCAACUGCGGUCCAGUUGAGACUUUACUCGCAUGUUAUUAGCAUGAUAUUGAGAAGCGCUG